This is a messenger RNA of Anisakis simplex (herring worm), 1398 nucleotides long. Lineage: Eukaryota; Metazoa; Nematoda; Chromadorea; Rhabditida; Anisakidae. The record is from the annotation of a GenBank genome assembly.
AUGCAUCAUCGUUCACAGCCGACCGCAAACAUUCAAGGCAAACUUCAACAGGAUGAUGAGUGGCUGAAGUCUCUGGAAGAGAAUGUCUCGAAAAGUGAUUCGUUACGAACGCAGAUCAUUGGGAUGUUGGAUAGUUUCGAGCAGCGAUUGUCGAGACUCGAUGAGACUGUUGUACGUUUACAUCAACGAACAGCAUGCUUACAAACGAAGCAGUCAAACAUAGCGAAAGCACUGAAAAUGAUCGAUGCCAUGCAGCAGUUCUACGGGAAAGCCGCGGAAUUGGAGAAUUCAAUCCGAGAGGGGAAUGUGACGUUGGAUAGGGAUAAUUUUUUGAAGCGUAUGGAACAGCUGGCCGAAGCAAUCACAUUUUUCUCAUCGCAACCGACCUAUCGAGAUCAAUUGGAGAGUAUGAAUCUGACAUUCGAAUCGGGUUGUUGUGCGUUGGAGAAAGAGUUUCGUAGUGUCGUUCAGGCAGACUCGAUUGUUGCCGAUGCAGCGAUGAUCAUCGAGAGUCUCGAUCAAGAAUUUGAGGUGAUUGUUGCUCGUUUGAAAGAGAUUCCAACAGUGCGCGAUAUCAGUCGAAUUCGUGACAUUGGACUAAUGCCAACACCGGACAGUUGGCGUGCUUCAAACGAUAUAGUUUACGCGAUUCUACUUACUUUUGGUGCUCUAUUGGCUUUGAUUCAGAUUGAAACGGAUUUAAUGAACAAGGCGAUUGAUGAUGUGAGCGCCUGUGCACGUGUGCAACGUGAGAUGUUCUCUAAACCACUGCAGAAUGUCAUCGAACGAGCGAAUCGUCUCUUUAGCACUCUAGACUGCCCAGUAGUACCAUUAUUGCCACUCUUAAGACAUACUUAUGCGCAUUGCAAUCAGUUGAGUUCGUUGUCGAAAAAUGCAGUUGGUGAAAUUCCAUAUGAAUUAUUUGUGAAGAGAUUACAAACGAAAUGUUAUUCGUUGUUGGAUGAGUCGUUGGAUAAACUCACGAAUGAUACGAAUAAAUUUGUUCCAGACGAUGGGAACGUUCAUCAAGUUACUUCGAAUGCACUUAAUUUGUUGAGUAGUUUGAUGGAAUAUCGUCAGACGGUAACGCAACUUUUAACCGCAAAUUCACCGAAUAGUAAUCCAUCGUAUCUCCUUCCACGAUUCUUUGCGCGAAUGCUGUCAGCUUUGGGAUUGAACUUGAAAAAUAAAGCCGAUUAUUAUAGCGAUGAAACGCUAUCGGUGAUAUUCCUACUGAACAACAAUACCUACAUUCAUAAUACACUGCAUAACGACGGUAUGUUUGCGGUGGUGUGUGAGCACAAUUCAGAAGUUCGUUCGUUUUAUAAAUCAGAAAUUAAUCGACUCAUCGAAAGAUAUUUGCAAAGGUUUGCCUUUGAGAUUUGUUCGUUCUCUUGA